Molecule: messenger RNA, 1782 nt
Organism: Dovyalis caffra
Lineage: Eukaryota; Viridiplantae; Streptophyta; Magnoliopsida; Malpighiales; Salicaceae
Source: the annotation of a GenBank genome assembly
AUGGCAAUUGCAAUCCGUGCGUUGUUUCUUGCAGGGCUUCUCAUCAGCCUAGUCUCGGUAGCUUCUGCCAUUGCCGGAACUGCCACUUACUACAAUGUUUAUGUUCCAUCAGCAUGCUAUGGAUUCCAAGAUCAAGGUGUGAUGAUAGCAGCUGCAAGCGAUGCACUUUAUGACAAUGGUGCUGCAUGUGGGAGAAUGUACAGGGUGACCUGCACAGGAGCUACAAACCAAGGCGUACCACAGCCUUGCAAAGGUGGCAGUGUUACUGUCAAGAUUGUUGAUCGAUGCCCAUCCCCAGCAUGUCGAGCAACCAUCGAUCUCUCUCAAGAGGCCUUCUCUCAGAUCGCUGACAUUAACGCUGGAAAAAUUAACAUCGAUUACACCCCUAGAAAAUACAGCGCAACUCAUCAAGUCUUGAAUCCUAACAUUAGAAAAAAUGACCCCAACAUACCUCUUCUUUGUUUCCAUAUUUCCUCUUUCACUUCCUUCCUCUCCUCUGUCCGGCCCCGGCCACAUAUCGGUGGCCAAAUGGAUGUUUCUUCGAAUAAUUCGAUGGGUGGAAUACAUUUAAAUAAAACAAGGAUUCAAAAAUGCACAAGCUUACCACCAUACGUGAAUUCAAAUGGUUUUUUGCAAGAUGAAGAUUCAUUGAAGGCUUCAUUGCCGAUAUUGGAACUGCAUAUGUUCGCAAUUUUUCUCAUCAGCCAUGGUUUUCAUUUCAUUCUGAAGCGUUGGGGCAUCCAUAUCUUGGUUUCACAGAUUCUUGCUGGAGUGAUCAUUGGGACAACAGUCCUCGGACGGGAUGCAGAUUACGCAAGAGUCUUUUUUACAAUUGAUAGUAAACAAAUACUUGGCACGUUAGCUGGAAUUGGUUUCCAACUCUUAGGAUUUCUAAAUGGAAUUAAAAUGGAUUUAUCCUUGGUAAGGAAAACAGGGAAAAUGGCAAUCUACAGUGGUAUACUAUCGAUGGUGAUGCCUGUACUAAUUGGUGGGGUAACCGCUAAGAUAGCCAGCAAGUACUGGAGUCUAAAGAAAAUAGAUAAGCUCUCCCUCUACUUGGUGAUGUUAGUGCAAUCUAUGACUCCAUUUCCUGUCGUCUGUAACUUCAUUGGUGAUCUUAAACUAACGCAUUCUGAACUUGGUAGAAUGGGACUGUCUUCAGCUCUAACCAGUGAAAUGCUGUCCCAGUGUGUAGCACUAUCUGCUUUCUUUCUAGGCAUUGCCUACAAGCAGCGAGCUCCAGAAGCCGUCAAAGCCAUUGCAAUUUGUAUAGCCUUUUUGAUUCUAGUUUUAUAUGUAGUGAGGCCGGCAAUGUUCUGGGUGAUCAAACAAACACCCAAAGGCAGACCUGUCAAAGGUGUAUACACCGACAUCAUCAUCUUGGGUGCCUUUGUAUCUGGUGCGUUAUUUGAUUAUUUUGGUCUAAACGUGUUCCUUGGAUCACUUGUUUUCGGAUUAGCUGUACCAGCAGGUCCUCCACUUGCAUCAGCUGUAGUCGAGAAACUUGAAUGCAUAGUCACAGGUGUACUUGUACCUCUCUUUAUGGCCAUGUGCACGAUGGGAGCAGAUUUCUUAAAGAUCGAUUUUGGUGACUAUUUACUGAAGAGCACCGCAAUCGUCGUCUUUGUAGUCAUCUUGACCAAAUUUGUUUCUUACUUGGUACCACUCUUGUAUUUCAAGUUGCCAAAACAGGAUGCCUUGUCACUUGCUUUCCUAAUAAGUACCAAAGGGAUCGUUGAGCUUGGCUCAUUUACGUAUAUGAAAGAACUAGGGGUAUGUUGA